Gavia stellata (red-throated loon) is the source of this 4444-nucleotide messenger RNA. RefSeq names its product nephrocystin 4 (gene NPHP4). Gene Ontology annotation, cellular component: non-motile cilium; cytoskeleton; ciliary base. Bases 10 to 3993 code for a protein of 1327 amino acids. NCBI's taxonomy places the organism in Eukaryota, Metazoa, Chordata, Aves, Gaviiformes, Gaviidae. The transcript is spliced from 28 exons. The record is from RefSeq and is a predicted model, not a curated record. Gene Ontology annotation, biological process: negative regulation of canonical Wnt signaling pathway; protein localization to ciliary transition zone.
GGGAGCAAGAUGAGCGAGUGGGAGAAGGUGUUUCUGCAGAACCUCGCCCUUCCUCCCCACUGCCAGCGGAGACGGAAUCGCCUGCCAGGCUCCACGGCGUUCCGCUGUGUCUUGAAGUACCUGGAAGGGGCUGCCCUCACCCAGGGAGCCGAGUACCAGCUGCGCCUCUCCCUUUUCGAUGCCACUUACCACCACUUCUUUGGGAGGACAUGGAGGAGCAGCUGGCGAGCUGCCUGUGCUGCCCCGCCGCGCCUGGCCAGGGCGGCUUUCAACGAGACCGUUUACUUCCACACCUCCUUGAACCACCCUGGCAUCACUGCCGUCGUGGAAGUGGUGGCGACAGCCGGGAAAGGGGACAGGGGCUCUCAGCAUCUCUCCUGCGGCUUUGGACUCAUCCCCCUCUUCGGCAGCAGGUCGGAGGUGACUGACCCGGCCACCGAGGACAGAGCGCUGAAGCUGUACCAUGGGACACCCCGUGCCUUACUGCACCCACGCUUCCAGGACCCCAUGGAAAAGAAUAAAUACCUGACGGUGAUGGAGAAGAGCCACCUGCAGUACUCCCUGAAGCCCCACAAGCCCCUGGAGACGAUAUUUCACCUCCUUCCCGAAAACCUUCUGAUAUCUGGGCUGCAGACUGUUCCUGGCUUGCUGCCGGUGCACGGAGAUGCGAGUGACUGCUUGCAGAAACCCCGGUUGAUGAAGCCGGUCACCUGCUAUCUGGAAAGGCUGUCUGUCCAGCUGUACCCUUCUCUGGAGGAAUUUGAGGAAGAACUGCUGGACUUACUGAACAGCGAUCGCUUACUUCAGGCUAAUGCUGCACCAGACGGUGAUGGGGUGGUGGUUCGGGAGCGGCGGCUGCACAUCGGCGUCCACAAUGGCCUGCGCUUCGUCCAGGUGCCACAGGUGGCUGUGCUGGUGCCGGAGGCAGAGACGGUUCAGGGCAGCUGCCCGGGGGUGCUGGGCUCUGGAGCCAGGGGUGCAGGUCAAGCUCUGGUCCUGAGGAGCCGCAUCCACCUGAGCGAGAUGGUCCCUCACCCGGCAUUUGGGGUCUGCUUCCUGCUGGAGUACGUCUUCUGUGCCUCAGGGAGAGCCGGUGGGAAGGCCCUGCCCGGCAGCGCCCGUGGCGAGGCGGCUGACAUGUGCUCGGUGCGCUGGGCCAUCUGGAGCCCCGUUCUGGGUGCCGGCGAGGAGAAGGUGGUCCUGCCCCUGCGCGGCGGUGCCCACCGUGGCCCCUGCCAAGCCUUGGUCUACCAGACCCCGCCGAGCAGCAGGAGCUCCCGCCAGGGGAAGCACGUGGAGUCUGGGACUGUCCAAUUCCAUGUUUCCACUGAUUCGGAAGAACAUAUUGUAACUGCUGCAGAGAUCCUACGUAAAGACAGGGACGAGUCGGAGAAGCCUCCUACGCCAUUGCUGAGUCCGCCAGCCCUGCUGCAAACAGCAGCCUCCCCGCGGGGACCAGGGGAGGCGGGGAUCACUCACCUGGAGGCUGACCUCGGCUCCCUGGACCCAGAGCCCUGUGCUGGCGACCAGCUGCGGGCGCUGCCCUUCGCCCCGCUGCAGGUGCCCAUCGCUGCCAUGGGGCUGCAGGCAGGCAGUUCCCGCACACCGCUCUCCCGUGCCUCCCUGGCGCGCCUGCAUGCUGCUGGCUUCCCAGAGAUCCUAGACCACAACCAGGAGCCGGUGGAAAUCUCGGAGCUGGCGGACCCAGCGAGUUUCAGCCCACAGCUGGAGGAAGCUGACCCUCUGCAAGGCAAUGAAAUAAUCCUCCAGUUCCUGGCUUUUGGCAGGGAUGCACAGGACGGCGCGGAGGGGACGUGGCCAAGAACCAUCUUCCUCACCUUCCAGUUCUACCGUUUCCCGCCGGUCACCACGCCGCGGCUGCAGCUGGUCAGCACAGAUGGGGGGCCGGUGGCCGGGCCAGCUGUGCCAGCGCAGUUCCUUGUCCGGGUGAACGAGGAUGGGACCCUCGGCACCGGACCGCCGGGCUUGCAGCUGAAGUACAUGGUGGAUCCUGCUUUCCUGCGACCCGGGGAGCAGCGCUGGUUUGUGCGGUACCUGGCUGAGCACAGCCUCCAGAUAGACAUCUGGGAUGGAGACUCCCUGCUCCUUGUUGGGUCUGCUGCCGUUAAACUGGAGCCCCUGCUGCGCCAGGGUCGGGCGGCCGUCAAGACCCACCAUGAGCUGGAGGUGGCCACGACCGAGUAUGAGCCGGACAUGACGGUGAUGGGCCGGGAGGCGCUGCGGCACGGCGCCCUGCGGCCCCUCGGUGUCCGCGUGGUGGUGAGGGGCCGCCUCCACCUCUGCCUGGCAAAUGUUGGCCACCUGUGCGAGGAGACCCCGGGGCAGCCACCGUCCCCGCUGCUGUCCCGCUCCCGCACCGUGCCCACACCGGAUGGCGCUGGCAGCAUCCCAGCUGGCAGCUGGUUCUCCCUGAAUGCCGCAAGCGGUGGGCGGGUGUCGCGGGCGCGGAGGCUGGCUGAGGUGCAUGGCGAGCUGGUGGCCGUGCUGCGCAGCCGCCGUCCGGAGGGCUGGCAGGAGCAGCGCGCCCGGCACGUGCGGGAUCUGCAGAUCAUUGAUGCCUACCGGGAGCACAUCAAGGGUGAGAGCAUCUCCCAGAUGCUCAGCCAGGCCAUCACCACCACCCACACCGUGCACGCUGUGCUGGGGACAGCAGAGUUCUUCGAGUUCGCCCUGAAGAACCCCUACGGUGUCCAGCACACCGUGACCAUCGAGGUUGACCACCCCGAGCUCAGUGUCAUACUGGACCCAAGGGAGUGGCGCCACUUCAAGGAACUGACCAAGAGCGUUACACCGGUGGAGGAGGAGAUGUUCCACCUCCGUGACGACCUCAGGCCUCAGGUCUACCUGCGCCCCAAUGAGACCGUCCGCAUCCCCUUCAAAUACCAGACCUUCUCUGCGGACCCUGCAGUCGUUGCGGUGCAGGGGCCGGCAGGGCUGGGCACCAGUGCUGACGUGGCCACCCGCUCCCUGGGGAAGAGCGGGGCUGGGCGGACAAAGCACAUCCAGGUCUCUUUCCAGGUGAGUGGGGGGAAGCCCAUCGCGCUCCUGCGGGUGAAGGUGGAGCCGCAGCCUCACGUGGUGGACCAGACCUUCCGCUUCUACCACCCGGAGCUCACCUUCCUGAAGAAGACCAUUCGGCUGCCCCCCUGGCACACCCUCCCUGGCGCGCCGGUGGGGAUGCCGGGAGGGGAGCCUGAGAUGUUUGUUCGCUGCAGUGACCCUGACAUCAUUUGCGAAACCAAAAAUAUGGGGCCUGGGGAGCCGCAGGAUGUCUUCUUAAAAGUAGCCGGAGGUCCAAGUCCGCAGAUCAAAAAGUUCUUCGUUGCUAUUUAUACGGACGCCUGGCUGGCGGUGCCUGUCCAGAUCUGGCAGUUCUACCUGCACUCGCUGCAGCGCCUGGACGUCAGCUGCACGACCGGGCAGCUCACCCGCCUCUCCCUGCUGCUGCGGGGCACCCCGGCCCCGCGGAGGGUGCAGGCGUUCACCUCCCACCCCCAGGAGCUGGAGGUGGAUCCGGAUGGUGCCUUCCUUCUCCCCGCCAACGGCAUCCAGGACCUGUACGUCGGCGUGAGGCCCCGGCGGGCUGGCAGCAGGUUCAUCUACCUCAACCUGGUGGAUGUGGAGUCCCACCAGCUGGUGUCCUCCUGGCUGCUCUGCCUGUCCUGCAGGCAGCCCCUCAUCUCCAAGGCGUUCGAGAUCUCGCUUCCUGCGGGAGGUGGGAGAGGCUGCAACAAGCGCAUCACCUACACCAACCCCUACCCCUCGCCCAGGCUCUACUUCUUGUGCACCAACCGGCCCGACCUCCUGCAGUUCAAGGAGGACUCCUUCGAGGUCGCUGGCGGGGAGGUGUACACCAUCGGCUUGCGGUUCGCCCCGAGCCAGGGCGUGGGUGAGGAGGAGAUCCUGAUUCACAUCAACGACCACGAGGACAAAAACGAGGAAACCUUCUGUGUGAAGGUCCUCUACCAGUGAGGCUGCCCGCCCGCCGCGGCAAGGCGGCUGGUCUCUGUACUGGCCACCGCGGCUGCCCCGGCAGUGCAGCCUCGGGGAUGCCUGUGUCUUUCCCAUAGGGGCUUGUGAGCCCGGUCCCCUCGUAGUCACCUCACCGAGCUGGGGAGGUCUUGCUGUCUGCCAGGAUCCCCGGGCAUUGCCGUGAGCGCCGGUGGUGUCACGCGGCUCCAGCUGCACAAAUUGGGCAGAGCAAUUGUAUUUGCUACUGUGCGUUGUGGCCGUAGGAUGUCUUUAUUUUUAUUAAGCGUUACUAUAUUUUAGGCAUGUUGGAAUCUUUUUUUAACUUAAAGUUUGCAGAUCUGAUUCUGCAGACUAUUUUUAAAGUAUUUUAUAUUCUACAGUGAGUUUUGCACACACUGAAGCAGUUUUCUGGGAUUUUCGAUACUUUUUACUAAUCAAUUAAACUUGCUGU